Messenger RNA from Pelobates cultripes (western spadefoot toad), 242 nucleotides. Lineage: Eukaryota; Metazoa; Chordata; Amphibia; Anura; Pelobatidae. The record is from the annotation of a GenBank genome assembly.
AUGAAGGGAGACCGGACAUUCACACUCACUUCCACGGACGACCAGGCGCAAUUUCUCCUCCAGCUGAGAAAGCAAGAGACGGAAAACAAAGAAACCCAGAGAAGCCGACACUUGGAAGCAAAGACACACACACAGCAAACCAGGGCCAACAAAGAGUCACCACACUUCGGCAUCACUGAGGAGACAAACCCUCACCUGAGCGGCUUACCACAGCACUCACUCAGAGGACCACCAAAUCCCAG